Messenger RNA from Erythranthe guttata (spotted monkey flower), 783 nucleotides. Its product is annotated as small ribosomal subunit protein uS13c. Gene Ontology annotation, molecular function: RNA binding; structural constituent of ribosome. Lineage: Eukaryota; Viridiplantae; Streptophyta; Magnoliopsida; Lamiales; Phrymaceae. The record is from RefSeq and is a predicted model, not a curated record. Gene Ontology annotation, biological process: translation. Gene Ontology annotation, cellular component: mitochondrion; ribosome; small ribosomal subunit.
AUAAGAAAAGAACGUAGCAAAUCCCCAUUCCUCAUUUCUUCAUAAUUUCUCUAUCUUCCACAAAAUUCAAUCGAAGCUUGCAGAAUUCAUCAACAAUGGCGCAAGCAUUAGCUACUCCAGUCCUCCCAUCACUCUCUCUAAUCUCCAAUUCCAUCUCUCUCUCCCCCAAAAACUCCAUCUUCUUCCCCCUCUCCACCUCUCUCCCCAAGAUUGGUGGGCUGAGUAUCAAAUGCGCGCGUGUGGGUGGUGUUGAGAUACCCAACAACAAGCGCGUGGAGUAUUCUCUGCAGUACAUUCACGGAAUUGGGCGCACCGCCGCUCGCCAGAUAUUGAACGAUCUCAGCUUCGAGAAUAAGAUAACCAAAGACUUCUCCGAGGAGGAGCUCACCAUUCUUCGUGACGAAGUUUCUAAGUACAAAAUUGAAGGAGAUCUCAGGAGGUUUAACGGACUUGCGAUAAGAAGGCUGAAGGAGAUACAAUGCUACCGAGGAGUUCGACACAUUCAGGGAUUGCCGUGCAGAGGGCAGAGGACUAAGAACAAUUGCAGGACUUUGAAGGGUAAGAGGGUCGCCAUUCCUGGCAAGAAGAAGAAGUGAGACACUCGGUUUGUUUUUCUUUCUCUGUAAUUUGUAAAAUGCCGUAUUAGAGCUUUGAAUCUGAUUUUUUUUUUUUUGUAAUCGAAAGCAACUACUUUUUAGACACGGAAUUCUAUUCGAUUUUCUAGUUACCGAUAUUGCAUUCGUAUUUGUCUUGAAGAAAUGAUCAGCGUUCUUCUUGGAUUAA